UAUUGAAAAUGGUGGUAGUUGUAUCUGGUAUGGUUCGUUGUGGGCUGCUUUGGUUUUCUCUGCUCUGUUUGAUCCUGCAUUUGCAUCUUUUACUUGUUUGUUGGUCUGAUGCUUGUGUUGUUUUUUUUUUUUUAACGGGUUUAGCAGGUUUCUUGAACUUAAUCCAAGAAGCGUGUUUAUCGAGUGUAUUGAGCGAUUAAUCUCUCAUUGAGCCUAAGGAUCUCUUGCGAGAGAAAUUAGGCUCUAAGACAUGGAAUGGAAUGGCGGCAGUAAAUCAAGUGACAGUCUCGAAUGGAUUGGUGAAGAUGAAGAUGAAGUCAACUCUAACACUGUUCUGUUCUCUUCAGGUUCACAUUUUAGAACUCAUGCUGGUCAAGAAGCUUCUGCUAGCCAUAAGGAGGCAAGUACAUCUGCAGGUUCUAACUUCAGUUUGAUCUCUCAUUUUGUUGGAAUGGGCUUCUCUGAAAACAUGGUUGUCAAAGCUAUCAAGGAGAAUGAAGGAAACACAGAAGCUAUACUGGAAACUCUUCUGACAUACUCGGUGGUUGAAAAUUAUCCUCCUGAAUGUGAACUUAUACCAUCUGAUACCAAUUCUUCAGAAAGCAAAAUGGAUGAUCUUGACCAACUAUCAGAUAUCAGCAGCUGUCUUGGAGAUGAGGAAACCACAGAUCAUUUAUCUGACAGGGAGAAGAAAUUCCUGCAGUUAGUGGAUAUGGGCUUCCCAAUAGAUGAUGCUUCAUCAGCUUUGGAAAAAUGUGGUCCAGGUACCUCAAUUAUGGAACUAAUGGACUUUAUAUCUGCUGCACAAAUAGGAAAGAUACCCGAUCCUCAACGACAUCCAAUUUUGGAUGAAAAUGAGGCAGGGUCAGGUCAUUUCCACACUGCUCCUCCUCCAGACAAGAAGAGGAAGCUCUUUGAAGCAGAGGAGAGAUGGCAAAAAAAAGUUGAUUCAUGGAGGCGGCGGCAAAAAGAAUCAUAUAAAGAAAGAAAGAAAUCUUUGCUGCAUGAAGAUGAAGAGACUGUUUGUAUACCAAAAAAUAUGAUAGGUUUUGGAGUCCCAAAUACCCAAAUGACUGUGUUCAACAGGAAAAUUUCCUCAGAAGUCAUUGGGCCUCCUUACUUUUACUUUGAAAAUGUGGCCUUAACUCCUAAAGGUGUCUGGGAUACCAUUUCUCGUUUCUUAUAUGACAUUAAGCCUGAGUUUGUUGACUCGAUGCAUUUCUGUGCCGCCGCAAGAAAAAGAGGCUACAUUCACAAUCUUCCCAUUCAGAACAGAUUUCCUCUCCAACCUAUUCCACCACUCACAAUUCAGGAAACAUUUCCAUUGAGCAAGAAGUGGUGGCCUCCAUGGGACAAGAGAACUAAAUUAAACUGUUUAAACACUUGCACUGCCAGUGCAAAACUGACAGAAAGGAUAAAGAAGGCCCUUGAAAACUGGGAUGGGGAGCCACAUCCAAAGACCCAAAAAUACGUUCUUUAUGAAUGUAAAAAGUGGAAUUUAGUUUGGGUUGGCAAGAACAAAGCUGCCCCUCUUGAGCCAGAGGAGAUAGAAAUGCUCAUGGGAUACCCUAAGCACCAUACAAGAGGGGGUGGAACCAGUAGGACUGAGAGGUUUAAAUGUCUUGGAAAUGCAUUUCAGGUAGACACCGUUGCUUUCCAUCUCUCAGUGCUGAAGAAGAUGUUUCCAAAUGGUAUUUCAGUACUUUCUCUCUUCUCUGGUAUUGGGGGUGCCGAGGUAGCUUUGCAUCGUCUUGGAAUCCCUCUGAAGAACGUCGUGUCAGUGGAGAUUUCAGAAGUUAGCAGGAACAUUCUUCAUAGUUGGUGGGAGCAAACAAAUCAAAAAGGAAAUCUAAUCCAUGUUGGAGAUGUACAGAAGUUGACCCUUGAUAGGUUGGAGGAGCUCAUCAAAUCACUUGGUGGGUUUGACCUUAUAAUUGGUGGGAGCCCAUGUAACAAUCUUACUGGCAGCAAUAGGGUGAGCAGAGAUGGGCUUAAGGGUGAGCACUCUAUUUUGUUCUAUGAGUAUUUUCGCAUUAUAAAUGAUGUUAAGGUUUUGAUGGGUAAAGUUUAACGACUGGGCUUAUAGGAGCUAAAAAAAUAUUAAAGGGUUUUUUGUUAAUAGAUAUGUAAGGAUAUUUGUCUCUUAAAUAGAUUCCCAGUUGUAGACAAGUUUUUAUAGAAUGAUGUCUCUCUUAGUUUCUAAAUUUCUUCAAAUGUGGUUCCAACCCUGCUGAUGACAUUUAUAACUGUAAACAUGCAAUUUCAUUCAGGGUGAUGGCAAGCAUAUCUGGAAAUUAUUGGCUGCUUUGGAUUAUUAGAUAUGAGGUGCCAUUAAAUUCUUAA
This is a messenger RNA of Telopea speciosissima, 2343 nucleotides long. Its product is annotated as DNA (cytosine-5)-methyltransferase DRM2-like. NCBI's taxonomy places the organism in Eukaryota, Viridiplantae, Streptophyta, Magnoliopsida, Proteales, Proteaceae. Gene Ontology annotation, cellular component: nucleus. Gene Ontology annotation, molecular function: protein binding; DNA (cytosine-5-)-methyltransferase activity. The transcript has 10 exons. Bases 251 to 2071 code for a protein of 606 amino acids. The record is from RefSeq and is a predicted model, not a curated record.